AUGGGUAAAUAUAGAAUCUUUUUAAUAUAGUAUAUAAGCAUGAUGCAUAUAACAAUAAUCAUUGUCUGUUAAACUAUAGAUUUCGUUAUCUUCCAAGAAAACGGCUCAGACUUGGCAACUGAAGAUGAGCAAGGCAAUCAUCAGCGCACUAACAGUCAGAUGGGUAAAUAUAGAAUUUUUUAAUAGUGUAUAAGCAUGAUGCAUAUAACAACAAUCAUUGUCUGUUAAACUAUAGAUUCCGUCACCUUCGAAGAAAACGGCACAGAUUUGGUAAUUCAAGAUGAGCAAGUCAAUAAUCAGCGCAUUGACAGUCAGAUGGGUAAAUAUAGAAUCUUUUUAAUAGUGUAUAAGCAUGAUGCAUAUAACAACAAUCAUUGUCUGUUAAACUAUAGAUUGCGUCAUCUUCAAAGAAAACGGCUCAGAGAUUUGGUAAUUCAAGAUGAGGAAGUCAAUAAUCAGCGCAUUGACAGUCAGAUGGGUAAAUAUAGAAUCUUUUUAAUAGUGUAUAAGCAUGAUGCAUAUAACAACAAUCAUUGUCUGUUAAACUAUAGAUUCUGUCAUCUUCAAAGAAAACUGCUCAGAUUUGGUAAUUCAAGAUGAGGAAGUCAAUAAUCAGCCCAUUGACAGUCAGAUAGGUAAAUAUAGAAUCUUUUUAAUAGUGUAUAAGCAUGAUGCAUAUAACAACAAUCAUUGUCUGUUAAACUAUAGAUUCUGUCAUCUUCAAAGAAAACUGCUCAGAUUUGGUAAUUCAAGAUGAGGAAGUCAAUAAUCAGCCCAUUGACAGUCAGAUAGGUAAAUAUAGAAUCUUUUUAAUAGUGUAUAAGCAUGAUGCAUAUAACAACAAUCAUUGUCUGUUAAACUAUAGAUUCUGUCAUCUUCAAAGAAAACUGCUCAGAUUUGGUAAUUCAAGAUGAGGAAGUCAAUAAUCAGCCCAUUGACAGUCAGAUAGGUAAAUAUAGAAUCUUUUUAAUAGUGUAUAAGCAUGAUGCAUAUAACAACAAUCAUUGUCUGUUAAACUAUAGAUUCUGUCAUCUUCAAAGAAAACUGCUCAGAUUUGGUAAUUCAAGAUGAGGAAGUCAAUAAUCAGCCCAUUGACAGUCAGAUAGGUAAAUAUAGAAUCUUUUUAAUAGUGUAUAAGCAUGAUGCAUAUAACAACAAUCAUUGUCUGUUAAACUAUAGAUUCUGUCAUCUUCAAAGAAAACUGCUCAGAUUUGGUAAUUCAAGAUGAGGAAGUCAAUAAUCAGCCCAUUGACAGUCAGAUAGGUAAAUAUAGAAUCUUUUUAAUAGUGUAUAAGCAUGAUGCAUAUAACAACAAUCAUUGUCUGUUAAACUAUAGAUUCUGUCAUCUUCAAAGAAAACUGCUCAGAUUUGGUAAUUCAAGAUGAGGAAGUCAAUAAUCAGCCCAUUGACAGUCAGAUAGGUAAAUCAUUUAACUUUAACAAAUGAAAUCGCUGGGUCAGUUUUGGUUCCUCUAGAGAAAAAAAAUAGAAAACAGAAUUUGCGGUCAUACAAUAAAAAAAAACGAAACAUUUAAUUAACUGGAUCAAUAGACAAUAGGAAAAAUCCCUUUAUGAUUGCAGUAUGUACUAUAUUCAUAUCAAUAUCUAUCAUUUUCCUGCAGCUGAACAAACGUUGUAUGAUGACGCAAAAUGCCAAACAAGCAAAAAGCUAUCAAACAAUUCUCCCAGGAAGGUAAAACAACGGAAAAUCAUUGAUCGGCAGCGAAAGCGAUUGAAAAGAUUAAAACAACAGGCAUUAAACAACAAGCAAAAAAGAAGACCACGCGACUUACAGAAAGACAAAGCAAUUAAAAUAUUACGAAAGUUCCUGCCUGAGAAAAUCAUUAAAUUCAUUGACAUGCAAAUUGACCUGCAUCAUAAAAACCCCAAUGGUAGAAGAUACAAUGAGGAAACAAAAAGAUUCGCACUGUCACUGUACCAUGUCAGCGGCAAAGUGUACAGAAUGGUCGCAAAAUUUUUCUCCCUUCCAUCAAAGAGAAGCUUAAUGAGAUGGGUCUCCGGUUUACCACGAUGUCCUGGAUUAACCAAAGAAGCCAUGAAUGUAAUAGCUGAAAAGGUGAGCAUGGGUGGUGAGUGUAGUUACUGCAGUUAUUACCCCUCCUUACAGGAGUCACUGGGUCACCCUUUGUCAACUGGCUUUUAUUUGCAAAGUAUAAAGCAAAUUAUUGUAAUAUAUUUUAUUAAAUACUAAAUAGCACUAUUCUUAAUUACUAUUAUCAAGUUAAACUAAUGGAUGAAAAUGCAAAAAUAUGCACCAUCUCCAUGGACGAGAUGUCUCUCAAAGUAAAUCUUGCAUAUGACUCAUGCAAAGAUGAAAUAAUUGGCCUCAAGGACUUUGGAGAUGGUGAGAAAGGUACAGACCUAGCAUCAUCGGCAUUGGUUUUCAUGGCUCGUGGAGUGUUAGAGAAGUGAAAACAACCACUUGGUUACUGUCUCAUUCAUGAGUCAGGUGAUAGUGACAAAGUGAAAGAAAAACUGUUCGAAGCAAUUGAUAAAGUUACAGCAAUUGGUUUAACAGUCACUGCCAUUAUUUCUGACCUGGGCUCGAACUUUAUCAAAUUGGCAAGGGAACUAAACAUCACCCCUGAAAAACCUUGGUUUAUGCAUAACGGAGUUCGAAUAAUCUACAUAUUUGAUCCACCUCAUCUUAUCAAGGCUGUGCGAAAUAAUAUGAUGAAUUAUGAGUUCCACUUUGAGCAGAAGGUAUUCUAUUUCUCAAAACAUUAUUUUUGUAUUUAACCAUAUAACCAACCUCAUACCCGGUGCCCUCAGGUCACCCUGUAAUGCCUGUGAUAUCACUUUUGUGUUUUACUUUUGCCAAUGGCCAAUGCCAGUCGAUUUUACUAGUGAAAAGUAGACCAGGCGUUAUAGGGUUAUUGAUAUUUGUUAACUGUUAGUUUGUACAUGCCCAUCUAUUUAUAUCUAUCUUCCUCUAAGGUUGCAAGAUGGAACGAUGUGGAAGCACUCUACGCACAUGAUAAAACUCUAUCAAUCCGGUGUUGCCCCAAAUUGACAGAAGACCAUAUUCACCCAAAUGGCUUCAAAAAAAUGAAGGUUAAGCUGGCAACUCAAGUAUUGAGUCAUACGGUUGCUGCAGCAAUGCUGAUGUAUGUCAGCAUUGGCACACUGCCACCAUCAGCCACUGGAACAUCAGAGCUGCUAUCCAAGUUUGAUAAAGUAUUUGACUGCUUGAACAGCAGCAGCUUUAAAGCAGGAAAAAUCUUGAACAGACCCAUUACAAGCACAUCAUCACAUCUCCAGUUCAUGAAAGAAAUGAUUCCAUUCAUUGCAUCAAUCAGAGUGAUCAAUCCACAAAAUAAGAAAGACGUUACCAAUACCUUAAAAUGUCUACGACGACUGCAAAUAAUCCUAGAAUUUUUUUGGUUCCAUGCGACAACAAGGGGGCAAUUCCGAUAA
This is a messenger RNA of Paramuricea clavata, 3437 nucleotides long. Lineage: Eukaryota; Metazoa; Cnidaria; Anthozoa; Malacalcyonacea; Plexauridae. The record is from the annotation of a GenBank genome assembly.